AUGAUUCCCCAAACUAAUCCGGGCGAUAAAGGCGCAGAAUGGAGCGAGAACUUGAACAUGACUCUCAUGUGCAAGGACUGCAAAGAAUUUCCACCCAACCUUGUCGAGGAGUUCUCCUCUGGUGACAUGGUCUGUGGUUCCUGCGGCCUCGUCUUGGGUGAUCGCAUCGUCGAUACCCGCUCUGAGUGGCGUACGUUCUCCAACGAUGAUCAAGGCAAUGAUGACCCGUCCCGUGUGGGUGAUGGCGCCAACCCUCUGCUCAACGGCUCUCAGCUUCAAACCACCAUCGCGUUUGGUGAUGGCAACGCUCGAAGCCGCGAUCUUCUCCGCGCACAAGGCAAAUCUGCUAAUGAUAAGGCCACUAAAGGCCUACUUGCAGCAUACAAGGAGAUUGGUGCUCACUGCGAUGCCGUUAACAUUCCAAAGAAUGUUUCUGACACUGCCAAACAUCUCUUCAAGCUUGUCGACGAUGCCAAAGCCUUCAAGGGCAAGUCGCAAGAAGCAAUCAUCGCUGGUUGUAUCUUCAUCGCCUGCCGCCAGUGCGGUGUUCCACGAACUUUCCGCGAAAUCUACGCUCUGACGAAGGUUUCCAAGAAGGACAUUGGUCGAACUUUUAAGGCUCUGGAGAAGUUUUUUGCCCAAGAUAGUGCUGGUAAGGUUGCGAUGGCUAAUGCUGCUGGUGGAAAUCUCCAAUCAACAGACACGUACCAGACCACUACCUCUACCAAUGCCAAAGACCUAUGUCUCCGUUACUGCAGUCAACUUGGUCUCAAGUCCCAACAGUUCGUCAAAGUCUCUCAAGGCCUCGCCGAUAAGAUGUCCACCGUCGGUGAUCUCGCCGGUCGUUCUCCACUAUCAGUCGCUGCCGCUUGCAUAUACAUGGCCUCAUUCUUGCUUGGCAAGGGAAAGACUCCGAAGGAGAUUUCGCAGGUUGCUGGUGUUAGUGAUGGUACAAUCCGCACUGCGUACAAAUACCUGUACCAAGAGCGCGAGAGAUUGAUUGAACCAGAUUGGAUUGCUGACGGCAAAGGCAAGAUGGACAACCUUCCAGUCGGUUGA
Messenger RNA from Lachnellula hyalina, 1059 nucleotides. RefSeq names its product Transcription initiation factor IIB (gene sua7). Gene Ontology annotation, cellular component: transcription preinitiation complex; nucleus. The transcript has 2 exons. Gene Ontology annotation, molecular function: TBP-class protein binding; RNA polymerase II general transcription initiation factor activity. Gene Ontology annotation, biological process: transcription preinitiation complex assembly; transcription initiation at RNA polymerase II promoter. NCBI's taxonomy places the organism in Eukaryota, Fungi, Ascomycota, Leotiomycetes, Helotiales, Lachnaceae. The coding region runs from base 1 to 1059 and encodes 352 amino acids. The record is from RefSeq and is a predicted model, not a curated record.